CGACCUGCGAGCUUUAAGAAGAAAAACUGAACUGGGCCACUGACAUGCAACAUGUCCUCGAGUCAAAGUGAUGAAAAAGUUGUGAUGAAUCCUGACAUUGGAGAGCUCGCUGAUCUGAGAAACUCAAAAGGACACGGGUUCUUUUGUUUCGAACAUGAUGGGCUGUACCUUUUUGUGCCGCCCCCUCCCAUGCUGAAGGAAGGUCAUCCUGUAGACAGAAUGAAAAGUAUCAGAGAAUCCGAACUGAAGGAUGAUGACAUCAUUAUCUGUGCGUAUCCCAAAUGUGGAACCCAUUGGUUGUGGGAAGUCCUCGAGAUGCUAAUCAGUGGGACCAUCAAGUAUCAAAAGGAUGUCAAAGAGACCCGGAUGAUUGAAUUCAUCUUCAAAGAUGGAAUAGAAGCGGUGCCACAGCCACGUGUCUUCAACAGCCACCUCCCCCUGCGCAUGCUCCCUAAACAAGUCGUGGAGAAGAAGAUCAAGUGUUUCCAGAUCAUGAGGAAUCCUAAAGAUGCCUGUGUGUCCUACUUCAACCACCUCAGAGAUAUGGAAAAACCGUAUAAUUAUGAAGGCGACUUUGUGGAGUUCACAGAGGCGUUUUUGUCAGAGAAAUUGCCGUUUGGAUCCUAUUCCACCUAUCUGCAUGCAUGGACAGAGGAAAAGGCAGCUGUGCAAGAUUUACCUGUCCUGAAUUUGUUUUAUGAGGACAUGAAAAUUAAUCCUGUCAAGUCUGUGAAAGAUAUCGCAAGAUUCCUAGGCCUUUCAUCCACAGACCAGUUCUGUGAAGAAGUUGCGAAUGCAUGCUCCUUUAAGAAGAUGAAAAAAGUUGAUCAGGAAAUGAAAACUAAACCUGACAUGAAGAUAUGGGCGGAUGGCACGGAAGGAACCUUCUAUAGGAAAGGUGAAAUAGGAGACUGGAAAAAUUGGUUCACUGUGGCAGAAAACGAGAGAUUUGAUCAAAUAUGGAACAAGAAGAUGAAGGAUUCUGGUUUCGAGUUUACCUAUGCGCCUGCAUGAGAUCGAAGCAAAUGCAAGGGUUUCAUGUGAACUGAUAUUUAAAAUUUAUGAUCGCCAAGAACAUGUUGUUUUAUAAUGUUUCAUAAAAUCAUUUUACACGGGCAAGAUGAUGUCAGACGAUGCUUUCUUUAUGACUUUACGUAACACAUGACUUCAUUAUGGCCCUUCCUUCCACGUUUAAUGCGUUUGUUGCUGAUACGUUUUAGCCGUAUUAGCGGUUUAGGUUCUUUAGAAUGGCAUGGCGUUGUGCUGCGACAGGAACUGUAGCUGUGAUUAAUGACACCAACUGAAGCAUGACGUCGUUCGGAUCUAUCAUGAGACAAAAACAGUCACACUAAUAUAGGUAAAAGUAAGUUCACGAAACCGAAUGUGUAUACCGCUCACUAUUGAUAACAAUGCAACAAUGUCAUUUUCAGCCAAAAGCAGAGUGAAUAUCAUUUCUAUGUAAAACUAUUUUUCUUUGUUGAACUGAAGGGGUCGUUGUCGGCACGCGUACUGCAGAUGUGUACUCCAGGUACGAUUGUGUAUACAGAAACGUACUCUAGCCAAAAUCAACGUACAGAAACGUACCCAAGAACGAGUCCAUUCUGUUCUAUUAUAUUCAGUUGAGUGGGUUACAUGAGAAACGAGCAUCCACAGUAACGAAUAUUUCGCGAUGCACAAAACCACUUGCAAUUAGUUGAACGGGAACUCCAUUGGUUUCGUUUUGGGGUUGCGGAAUAUGAGGGUAACGGGUACGUUCCUGUAUUUUGAGGCGAAUGUAGAAACGUACCUGUGGGAAAUAUCUGUGUACUUGUGCCGACAACUACCCUUUCAGCCUUAGCUGAUAUUUAUUGCAGUUUGACAAUCGACUGAUUGUACUAUGAUUCACUCAUUAAAUAAAUAUUUGUUCAUCAGCUCAGACUUGCAAAUCAACAGG
This is a messenger RNA of Haliotis rubra (blacklip abalone), 1933 nucleotides long. RefSeq names its product sulfotransferase 1A1-like. Gene Ontology annotation, molecular function: sulfotransferase activity. The transcript has 6 exons. The coding region runs from base 52 to 1014 and encodes 320 amino acids. Gene Ontology annotation, cellular component: cytoplasm. Gene Ontology annotation, biological process: sulfation. NCBI's taxonomy places the organism in Eukaryota, Metazoa, Mollusca, Gastropoda, Lepetellida, Haliotidae. The record is from RefSeq and is a predicted model, not a curated record.